GACGUUUUAUAAAGUUCGAAACUAGAUAUCUUUGCCUGGAUUGUUGAAAAGUUAUCUCUUGACUCGACACUCGCUUAAUCCACCCGUCCCUUGGGGUUUGACAUUCCAACAUGCCUCACUAUACGUCAGGCAUGGGGAUAGUCCCGCGUGACGGGACUGACCAGUUUCUCAAACUUAUACAGAACCCCUUCAAUACAUCAUUGAGUGAAAAGGCGUUCUGGUCAUCUUUUGGUUAUUCUUUCGGCGCAGCGUUGCUUUUUGCCCUUCUUUUCUGUAUACUUCGCCCGUACAACGGUACUGUAUAUGCGCCUCGGCUGAAACAUGCCGAUGAAAAACAUGCACCGCCGCCGGUGGACAAGGGUGUCUUCAGCUGGGUAUCGCCUGUGGUGAAAACACGCGAACAAGUGCUCGCUGAAAAGAUAGGUGUUGAUGCUACUCUUUUCUUGCGAUUCACCAAGAUGUCUCGCAAUCUUAUGGUGGUUCUCUCCGUCAUCGGCUUAGGUGUCUAUAUCCCUCUCAACCUCGUUCAAAACACCAAGAACGGCGCACUGGAUCAUACCAACGUUUUCAUCCGUCUCACACCCUUGGGUGUAUGGGGAGCUGCCUGCUGGGCGCAUGUCACAGUCUCUUACGUGUUCGACAUUAUCGUAUGUCUUUUUAUCUGGUGGAACUACCGUGCAGUUAUCCACCUUCGGCGCGGAUACUUCGAUAGCCCCGAGUAUCAAGAAAGCUUGCACGCGAGGACACUAAUGGUUACCGAUAUCCCUGUCACCCACCGAACUGACACUGGUAUCUCACAACUUAUCGACGAAGUUGACAGCUCUGGAAAUCAAUUCGGAAUUGUUGCCCGUAACGUUAAAGGCCUCCCAGAGCUUAUUGAAGAGCAUGAUGAGGCCGUCAGAGAACUGGAAUCGAUCCUCGCCAAGUACCUGAAGAAUCCUGAUAAGUUACCGGCUAAGCGGCCUCGAUGCAAGACCCAGAAAGGAGACCCAUGUUAUAGCGAAGUUACCAAAAUUGACGCAAUUGAAUACCUUACAUCCCGAAUCGAACGACUGAAGGCAGAUAUCGUCGAAAAGCGGAAGUCGGUUGAUCAACAGAAAGCACUCUCUUACGGAUUUGCCAGUUACCCAAGCAUUGAAGAAGCGCACGAUGUCGCAUAUGCUGCCAGGAAUAAACACCCAAAAGACACUACGAUCCAACUUGCCCCGAAGCCAAGCGAUUUGAUAUGGGAGAAUCUCCCUCUAGACCGCCACCGCCGGCGGUGGGGUGCCUUCAUGAAUAAUUUUUGGGUUAUUGUUCUUACCGUAGUCUGGACGGUGCCUAAUGCGCUCAUAGCUGUCUUCCUCGCCAACUUGAGCAAUCUUGGAUCUGUGUGGCCUACAUUUCAGGAUCAACUUCAAAAGAAUCCCAAAACUUGGGGCGCGGUGCAAGGUAUUCUUGCACCUCUGGUAACAACGUUAUUCUACUUAGUCCUUCCCGUCAUUUUCCGUCGACUCUCUGCAUAUGCCGGUGAUUAUUCGAGGACUGCUCGCGAAAGACACGUCACUCAAAAGCUUUACGGCUUCUUCAUUUUCAACAACCUUAUCGUAUUUUCCCUCUUCUCCACGGCCUGGAAAUACGUCGCUGCUGUAAUGGAAGCUGAAGGCGAUGGGGAUGUUUGGUCGGCUAUCGUCAACUCGGAUCCAUUUGGUAAUCUGCUCACAGCAUUCUGCGACGUUUCGCCUUUCUGGCUCAAUUACCUUCUUCAACGCAAUUUUGGAGCUGCACUGGAUCUGUCACAGCUUCUCAAAUUGACGAAAGGAUACGUUACGCGGAAGUUAUUUAGUCCAACCCCCCGCGAACGCAUUGAGCUCUCAGCGCCACCACCAUUUGAUUACGCUGCCUACUACAACAACUUCCUCUUCUACACUACAAUAGCUUUAGUUUUCGCACCUUUCCAGCCCUUGGUGCUCCCUGUUACCGCACUCUACUUCGCACUUGAUGUUUACACAAAGAGCUAUCUGCUGCUAUACGUUUUCGUAACGAAACAUGAAAGUGGUGGGACAUUCUGGCGCGUCCUUGUUAAUAGGCUACUCUUCGCAACAUUACUUGCGAACGUAGUAACAACCAUCUUUAUCAUAGCUCGGCGCGAAUCAAUUACUCAAGUUAUUCUGAUGAUUCCACUAGUCGCUAUUAUAGCAGCUUUCAAGUGGUACUGUCGGCGCACCUUUGAUGAUGAGAUGUAUUUCUACUCGAAGGGCUUGCAUCGUAUAGAUAAGGAGAACUUGCCGACUAAGCCGAAAAAUGAUCGCGUUGCGGUGCGUUUUGGUCAUCCGGCGUUGUACAAAAAGCUUAUGGUACCCUUGGUUCAUGAAAAGGCCAACCAUAUCCUCAAGGAGAUCCUUCGCGACCAAGCAGAUCCGGAUUUCGAGGAUGCAAACCACUAUGGCGAUACGUACAGAAUGCAGAGGCUGUCUACACAUCGUUCACGAAUCGACGGUGCAGGUAACAACACUACGUUUGAAGUUGUUAAUGAGUCGCAAAUGAACUUUGAACAUUUCCGCGAUCGGGAAGAGUUUCGCGAGUUUGGCGGUGAUGGUGAUUUGUUUAGCAAUCCAUCAUCAAGAUCCGGAUCACCUGCCCCUUGGCAGUAUUCUCGUUCUAACUCGAACAUGUCCGUGCCACGUCACGCAGACGCUGCAAAGGAGUCAGAGUACGAAGGUGCCACAUAUCCAACCGGUUAUCACCCCCCAUCAACAUUUCGACCGAUGCCGUUGACACGCCAGCCUUCUGAGAUGUCUACGGACCAGUAUCGUACAAUGGGCAGACAAGGUGACCUCUCAGACGUGAACUUGUUAGAUGAUGCAGCUCCGCUGGGAAAAGCCACUUCUAGUCAGUCACACAUAUCAGAUACACAUAAGACUGGUUGAUGUCAGAACGAGUCAUGUCAUUGAAUGCCGGCGUAAGGGAGCAUUUGCAUAUAGAUUUUAUCUAGGAACGGUCAACGGCGUAUCCCCAACAUGGUCACCAUGACACUAAUUUUAUUAGUCUACAUUUCAUAUCCUGGUUUACAUCUUGUUCCUAGAACUGGUUCGGAAUCCACGAGUAACUGGGGAAAUGACUAUACGGCGAGCCUUGACUCACGAAACGAGCAUUUAUAGACGAUUUUUGACAUAGCAUUAUCAAAUAUUAAUUAUGGAAAAAGUUACGUAUCACGAAGACAAGCGAAGA
Xylaria bambusicola is the source of this 3210-nucleotide messenger RNA. RefSeq lists its product as uncharacterized. NCBI's taxonomy places the organism in Eukaryota, Fungi, Ascomycota, Sordariomycetes, Xylariales, Xylariaceae. The record is from RefSeq and is a predicted model, not a curated record. Bases 111 to 2909 code for a protein of 932 amino acids. The transcript has 5 exons. Gene Ontology annotation, molecular function: calcium-activated cation channel activity. Gene Ontology annotation, cellular component: plasma membrane.